Molecule: messenger RNA, 1047 nt
Organism: Notodromas monacha
Lineage: Eukaryota; Metazoa; Arthropoda; Ostracoda; Podocopida; Cyprididae
Source: the annotation of a GenBank genome assembly
GUGCAUUAAGACCCUCAGCACUUACCACUGCCAAAAAAAAAUCGGAGUUCCCGGAAAAUGAUGUUAAAUCCGAUAGAAAACAAUUCCAGGUGAAAACUAUAGAAGGAAACCCACCCAGAUUUCAUCCUUCAUACCUCUGUGAUCUCCUCCAGAGAAGUACGAAAUACAGUACGUCUGUUGGAAUCAUCAGCUCUCAUCGAUUAUCCCAGGCCCGCCUGCUGCCAAUCAACCCGUCAAUUUUCAGCAACAGCACCUGCAGCAGUCAUUCCGUGCUAAAUUAUCCUCAGGAAAUCAGCGUUUAAAUUGCCCAAAUUUGUCCCUUUUACUCGUACAUGGAUGGGAUGUCUUUGCGCCAAAGACAAGGACGUGGAAGAGAGUUCAGUGCCUCAGCAGGUUCCAGCUCGGGACCUGGAUUUUCUCAUGAGAGCCACCAGCUUUCCAGAGGAGACCAUCGUGGAGUGGUACAACUUUUUCAUACUCCAAUGUCCAUCCGGUCAGAUGAACAAGGAGCAAUUCGUCAUCAUUUACGAGCUCUUGUUUCCGAAGUCGAAUGCCAAGGACUUUUGCAAUCAUUGCUUCAAGACGUUUGACCGAGACAACUCGGGUUAUAUCGACUACAGUGAAUUUCUGCAGGCCCUGAACCUCUACACCUCGCAGUCUGUGGAUGACAAGCUGGCCUGGACAUUUCAGUUCUACGACGUGGAUGGCAAUGGGAGAAUUGAGCGGGAAGAGCUGGAAAUGGCCAUUGAAAUGAUGAUGACCAUGCGAGGUGAGACUGGAGAAGCUGGAGAAACGGCGCAGCAAAUCGCUGAUCGGAUUUUCCGCAAUAUGGACGUCAACAAUGACGGGUACCUGAGUGAAGAGGAAUUCAUGCAGGGUUGCAUGACUGAUAAAAAGCUCUUUCAGCUCCUGGUGCGAUGACAAAGUCGAUCCCAUAAAACCCUCCCCACCCUUCCAAGAUGAAUGUUCCAGUUUUCCUGUACUUUUCUUGCAUGCUUUAUUUGUGAAUGUAUUUUGUUCUUUCGCAAAUAAACUGAUUGUCUUCAA